AUCUCACAGAAAUCCCUUCAGUUGCCUCCACAAUUUGCAUUGCUAGAAGGCUAGAGACAUAUUUCUUCUCCUACUCUUCUUUCCCCCCAAAAAAGAUAGCUAAUGGUCUGGGAUGUGGUGCAGUCCUACCCUGCUUCCCAGCAAGACUCAUCCAUGCUUGCUCAGGGAACCUUUUUCUUCUCCUGAUAUUAGACAACUUUUGUAACAGAACAAUGUAUUUGCUUUGUAGGAUUUGCUAGCUCCUCUCCUUAAGACAGACAGAACUUGGCAGAAGACCAAAGGGUUCCUUCCGAUCUCUCAGAGGCUUCCUGAGAGCACAGAUGGAUGAGCGAGACUCAGCUGGCCCUGAAGCAGGAAGAGGCCAUGCCAACCAAACUGGGAGCAGUGGGGGAUUCUGGGAAAACUCUGUGCAGAAGAUCCUGGGUGAGGAGGACACCCUUCCCUCAGAGGUGCAGAGCCAGCAGGUGAGGCAGUUCUGCUGCCAGGAGGCCAAAGGACCCCGAGAGGUUUGCAGCCGACUCUACCACCUUUGCCACCAAUGGCUGAAGCCGGAAAGGCACACAAAAGCUGAGAUGCUGGACCUGGUGAUCUUGGAGCAGUUCCUGGCUGUCCUUCCCCUGGAGAUGGAGAGCUGGGUGAGGGAAUGUGGAGCGGAGACCAGUUCCCAGGCGGUGGCCCUGGCCGAAGGUUUCCUCCUGAGUCAGGCAGAGGAGAGAAAGCAGGGAAAGGAUCUCUUUGCAGAAAUGGACCUGGAUUCCUGUGAGGCAGAGAGGCCUCUGUUGGACACCAGAGAGCGACCACUGGGUGACAGAAGGAUGCCGGCAAGACUUCCUGAUCCAUCUUUUCAUGGGGGCAGAAGGGAAGCAGCGGCUGUGGAACCAGAUCAGGGUCCAGUGUGCUUUGAAGAUGUCGCUGUUCGUUUCACGGAUGAGGAGUGGGCAUUGCUGGAUCCUGACCAGAGAGCUCUGCAUAAGGACGUCAUGGAGGAGACUCGUGGGAUCGUGGCCUCUCUUGAUUGUGAUGAAUCAGAAAUCAAGAAGGAAGGUGACCACGAUAAAAUCCCCAGAGAGGAGAACCCACUCCAAAAAUUUGGAUUGUGGAGAAAGCUG
Molecule: messenger RNA, 1109 nt
Organism: Podarcis raffonei (Aeolian wall lizard)
Lineage: Eukaryota; Metazoa; Chordata; Lepidosauria; Squamata; Lacertidae
Product: neurotrophin receptor-interacting factor homolog
Exons: 5
Biological process (GO): regulation of DNA-templated transcription
Source: RefSeq, a predicted model, not a curated record